AUGGGGAAAACUCAACUUGCUCCUGGUUUCCGGUUUCACCCUACUGAUGUUGAGCUCGUGAGAUAUUACUUGAAGAGGAAAGUGUUGGGGAAGAAGCUCCUCGUUGAUGCUAUUGCUGAACUUGACAUUUACAAGUUCGAACCUUCUGAUUUACCUGAUAAGUCUUUUAUAAAGAGUGGUGAUCUGAAGUGGCACUUUUUCUGCCCAAGGGAAAAGAAAUAUUCAACUGGAGUUAGGGCUAACCGAGCAACUGCCUGUGGUUACUGGAAGACCACAGGGAAGGAGAGGGAUGUUUUGUGUAAUGGUGAAGUUGCUGGAAAGAUUAAGACUCUGGUUUAUCACUUUGGGAAGUCACCUCGUGGGGAGCGGACUGAUUGGGUUAUCCAUGAGUACAGGCUUGAGGACAAGGCACUAACGCAGAAGAAUGUUCCUCAGGAUACUUAUGUGCUGUGUGUUCUGUUCAAGAAAGAUGGACCGGGACCUAGAAAUGGAGCUCAGUAUGGCGCUCCGUUUAAGGAUGAGGACUGGAGCGAUGAGGAACAAGAACAUACUGAUGUUCCCACAAUUCUUCACGGAGAAACCAGUCUUGUUGUGGCGUCCUCACAUGUCCCUAAUAAGGAUUGUUCUGGUGGCAUUAUAUCUGAAUCAUGCUUCUCUGAUUUCCUACAAGCUACAACCACUAGCAGCGAUGUUCCACAUGUGAAUGUUGCGGCUAACACUCCUAUGGCUGCUGCACCACUUCCUGAUGCUAAUGGCAUUUCCUCUCUGGCACCGACCCUAGAAGCUCCCAACAACGAUGAUGACAUAUAUUCAAUGUUGGAUCUUUUUGUUGACGAGGAUGAGUACUUGCGUUUUUGUGAGCCCAACAACAGUGAGAUAAGACAUGAUCCCAAUGUCUCAGCUCCUACCUGCUUAGGGGAAGAAGAAGGCAUAUUCAGCGAACUACCAGACUUCACCGGCAUACCAUGGACACCCUCUUACGACCUAAAUGAAAACUUGGAGGUAUACUUGGAGCUACAAGAUCUCACAGCUCCAUUAGGACCACCUCAGAUUGGAAAUGGCAGUGACUCUUAUCUGAGCGAUCAAGUCCAGUUUGAUUUCUCCACUGCUGCUAAUGAUGAUGAUCCUUAUGGCUUUUCUCCGUCCAUGGGACACGGACCAGACACAUGAAAAGGGGUUUGAAACCAAUAAUCCUCUUCUGCCAAUUUGGUCCUCUCCAUGUCUGAAAUGCUUCUGUCUUCACAAGAAGCAUUUCAGAGAGACCAUUGAACCAUAUGACAAUGAGCACCCUUGUAUAUAUGUUUUUGAAACUCUUUUAUGUCUCAAACUCUAAUCCCCCAUUACCAGCAGUGUGUACUAGGAUUUUCAUCUUUCAAAAUGAUGGCAUUGGAUUUUGCAGUCGUUGGUUUUACCAAUUCUGGUCUCUAGUGAUAUUAUUAAAGAUCCUGUAUAUAAUAGC
Messenger RNA from Eruca vesicaria subsp. sativa (arugula), 1459 nucleotides. NCBI's taxonomy places the organism in Eukaryota, Viridiplantae, Streptophyta, Magnoliopsida, Brassicales, Brassicaceae. The record is from the annotation of a GenBank genome assembly.